Saprolegnia parasitica CBS 223.65 is the source of this 687-nucleotide messenger RNA. RefSeq lists its product as hypothetical. NCBI's taxonomy places the organism in Eukaryota, Oomycota, Saprolegniomycetes, Saprolegniales, Saprolegniaceae. Gene Ontology annotation, molecular function: zinc ion binding. The record is from RefSeq and is a predicted model, not a curated record. Bases 1 to 687 code for a protein of 228 amino acids. The transcript has a single exon.
AUGGCGGAGGCGUACUUUGUGCGGGAAUCCAGCUCGACGAUACUCGUCGUCUACGUCCCCGCAACAUUCGUCGAAGGUCGCGAGGUCAACAUUAGUGCUCGUUCCUGCUCUUGCGGGUACCCAGAGCAAAUGCACCUGCCUUGUCGCCACGUGAUCCGCGCCCUCAAGCAUGUCGGUGAGCUUCAUCGCAUCGAUGAGUGCAUUCACCCGAUGUACAAGUUCGCGAACUACAAGCUCGCGGUCGACCGUGUCUCGUAUCGCCUGCCGAUCUUCGCCGAACGAUGCGCGGACCCCGACGUCACGCUGCUACCUCCCCUCGUAACGAAGAGCAGCGGUAAACCUCGCACCAACCGCAUCGCGAGCUCCGGCGAGUCCGGUACCAAGAACAAGACGUACCAGCACCACGCUCCCUCGACGAAGAAAGCGUACAAGUGCAGUUCGUGCGGUGCAACGGACCACAACGCGAAGACCUGCGGCAAGAAAGGGCGGAAGCUUGUACCCGCUCGCUCGGCCGGAAGCUGUCUCUUCAAAGACAUUCCGGCUGCCUGUGACCGUAUUCUUAUUACGGAGCUGCUCAACCCGGACGACGACAGCGACAGCGACAGCGACGACGUCGAUGAUUCCUGCGAAGUCGACGAAUUCGGCUUUGCCGUGGGAGGCCGCGGGAUUGCUGACGUCGAGCAAUGA